Molecule: messenger RNA, 1918 nt
Organism: Schistosoma mattheei
Lineage: Eukaryota; Metazoa; Platyhelminthes; Trematoda; Strigeidida; Schistosomatidae
Source: the annotation of a GenBank genome assembly
AUGGUCCAAAGAUCAAUAUCCAGAAAUCAGAUUCUCCUUGAAGUAGAUCAAUAUCAAACUGUUUAUCGUUUGUACAAUGAAUUUACUUCACUUUUGAAAACACGUUUUAUUUGGUUGGGUCAUUCACCAUUGUCAAAUUGUUCGGAUUUCAUACAAGGUUAUGUAACAGGGGUUUACUACAAUGGAUUACGGUUAACUGAUCUUGCAUCUGGUUUACAGCAUCUGACAUUUGUUAAAGUUACGCGAUACGCUGAAGUAGAGUAUACAAAUACAUUUCAAUUGAAAUUAGGACCAAAUAGUCCAUUUUACACUAAAUCCAAUCUACGGAAAAGAAAAAAACCAUUACAACUGUCGAAAUCUACGUCUUCAAUCUUCAGUCCACUUUCAAUUUCAAAUGAUUUUAUUACAGAUUUCAAUAUACCUAAUGCAAAUGGAAAUAAAUGUUCAUCAUGUACAAACAAAGACGAUUUUUCACGGAAUCCAUCACCACUUGUAUCAUCAUCAUCAUCAUAUUCAAAUGAUUUAUUACCUAAUUCUGAAAUUCAACCAACCAUAAUAACAUUUACAAAAUCAUUAAAUAUUUGGUUAUUUAUUUGUUUAAUUUUAACAGGUUUAAUUUUAAUCAGUUCAUUUGGUUUCCUUAUUUAUCGUUGUACACAACAUAGAUAUAAUGAAGAAUAUAACAAUCAUAUUCAACAUCAUGAACAAUCUACUUCAACAAAUGAACCACAUUUAUUACAAUCAAUAGAGAAUGUUAAAAUUAAUGAAUUAGAGAAACAAGAUUACUAUCAAAAUAAUCAUUAUUCUCAAAAUCAAUUACAACAAAAUAUUUCAUUCUAUCAUACAGGGUAUUUAAAUGAUCAUAGAAAUGAAUUGAAUUCAAUAAUACCUUCUUCAUUUUCUAUUCGUAAUGAUCAAUAUGCAAAUGAUAAAAUUGAUAGUUUAUCAACAUCUUUUUAUAUAGACAAUGUAAUUCCUUCAAAUCAAAAUGAAACUUAUACUAGUCAGAAUAAAUUACAAAAUGAAUUCAAUAAUCAACAAAUUGAUGAUUAUAAAUUAGAUAGAUAUGUAAAUUUAUCUACUUGGUCUACAAUACGAAAUAAUAAUAAUAAUAAUAAUAAUAAUAAUAAUAAUAUCUUAAUGGUAAUAUCUUAAAACAUUCCAAUUUCUUUACUUAUCAUCCUCAUCAACACAAAUCUAGUAUAAAUGAUUUUACAUUUGUACAAAGUAGACAAGCAAUGUAAGAUAUGUAUCAUGUAUGUAUAUAUAUAUGUGUGUGUGUUUGUUUGAUUACAUGUCUCCAUGUUAGGUUAAUUAUAUUAUAUUAUGUUUUGGUUAUUACAUAUUGAUGUAAUAAAACAUAAUUUAUGUUACCUCUUUGUAUUUAUGCUUUUUUGUGUGUGUGGGUAUCAUUCAAAAGCUAAAAACAGAUAACGCAAUUCAACAGGGUAUGCUGAUAUUCCAUUUGAUCAGCACAUAUAUUAAAAUAUAAUUUAGACAAGUUGAAUACUAUAAAUCUCUUUUAUUUCCUCUUAUAAUUGAUUUGUUUUAAAGUAAAUUGUUCUAUAUUAUUAUAUUACUAUGAUAUAAGAGGAUUAUUUCUUUCCAUGUUGUUAACCUUUAUUAUUGUGUAUACAAGUAAAAGUCUAAUUUUCUAUACACAAACAGUCUCUACAUAAAAAUAUAAUCACAAUUCUGUUGCUAUGACAACGAAAAUUCACAUUAUUUUCAACAGAUCAUUCAUAAUUCAAUGUUGAUUUCUAACGAAGAAAAACACUUAUGAUUCUAUCAAUUCAAUGAAUUGAAUAAUAUUCAUCAUCUCAGUUCUAUAUAAUGAAAUUGUAGUACAUUUUCUAUGAAAUAAUUUAUUUUAUUGAUUUUUAUUAAAUACAAAUAAUAAUUAUUAUUAUAAGCUUUA